Molecule: messenger RNA, 2882 nt
Organism: Vicugna pacos (alpaca)
Lineage: Eukaryota; Metazoa; Chordata; Mammalia; Artiodactyla; Camelidae
Source: RefSeq, a predicted model, not a curated record
AUGAGGCGUGGGAAUUCGGCCAAGCGGCCCGCCCGCUCCGGGACGUGCGGACAGGUGGACAGCGAGGCGUGCCUGGGCCAGGGGGUGACCCGGGUAGUGCCAAGUGGGGUGCCCCGCCCCGGCCGCGCCCCGCAGCCACGCGUCCCAGGCGCCGCGCGCUUCGGCCAUGAGGGCAGGACCUGGGGGGAAGCGGGCGCCGCCGGCGGGGGCGGCACCCCCAGCAAGGGGGUUAACUUCGCCGAGGAGCCCGUGCACGCCGAAUCGGAGAACGGGGAGGAGGAGGAAGAGGAGGCCGCGGACCCCGGGGCGUUCAACGCUCCAGUAAUAAACCGAUUCACGAGGCGUGCCUCAGUAUGUGCAGAAGCUUAUAAUCCUGAUGAAGAAGAAGAUGAUGCAGAAUCCAGGAUCAUACAAGGAACAUUUGACAUUUACGUGAAAUGUGACGGUGUCGGAAGGUGUGUUGGUAACUAUGACAACCGCGGAAGUUUCGGCGAACUGGCCUUAAUGUACAACACGCCCAGGGCGGCCACUAUCACGGCUACCUCUCCUGGUGCUCUGUGGGGUUUGGACAGGGUAACCUUCAGGAGAAUAAUUGUAAAAAAUAAUGCCAAAAAGAGAAAAAUGUAUGAAAGCUUUAUCGAGUCACUGCCAUUCCUUAAAUCUUUGGAAGUUUCUGAACGCCUGAAAGUGGUAGAUGUAAUAGGCACCAAAGUAUACAACGAUGGAGAACAAAUCAUUGCUCAGGGAGAUUUGGCUGAUUCUUUUUUCAUUGUAGAAUCUGGAGAAGUGAAGAUUACCAUGAAAAGAAAGGGUAAAUCAGAAGUGGAGGAGAAUGGUGCAGUCGAAAUCGCUCGGUGUUCCCGGGGACAGUACUUUGGAGAACUUGCUCUGGUAACUAACAAACCGCGGGCCGCGUCCGCACACGCCAUCGGGACCGUCAAGUGUUUAGCCAUGGAUGUGCAAGCAUUUGAGAGGCUUUUGGGACCUUGCAUGGAAAUUAUGAAAAGGAACAUCGCUACCUAUGAGGAACAGUUGGUUGCCCUGUUUGGAACAAACAUGGAUAUUGUUGAACCCACUGCAUGAAGCAAACGUGUGGAGCAAGAAGACCUGUAGUGACAAAAUUACACCGUAGUGGUUAGUCCACUGAGAGCCUGUCUGUGUACAUGCCAAGCAUUUUCUGUGAUUUCAGGUUUUUUCUUUUUUUUUUUUAACAUUUACAAUGUAUCAGUAAACAGAGUAGUGAUUUAAUAGUCCAUAGGCUUUAACAUCACUUUCUAAGAGUAGAUCAAAAAAAAUCCACAUCCAGAGACAGUGACUUUCUAUCCCACAAAAUUAUUUGACUGAAAGGUUUAUUCAGAUAAUUGUAACAUAUUGAAAGUAUCUGUGUUUAAGAAGUUCAUUAAAGGAUGUUGUCAUAGGCGGUGUGUUCAUUUUGGCUUACUCGGAUUGGUGUGUUAGUGACGGCGUCCGUGUAAGAGGGAACUUGCAGUGAACCAUGCUGUCCAGUGUGGCAUCACAGUCUUUGUACAACUCUCACUCUAUAUAGUAAGUACAAUUCAAUCGUUUUUGUUUUAGAGUUUUUCUGGCUUGAUAAGUUAUGUGCUGGCCUUGGCCUAUUGGUGAAAUGAUAUGAAACAUCGUAUGCAAUUUUAAAAACCUUUUAUAUUUUUGCAAUAAGGUACCUUCUGACUUCUUUGGCUUAAUGCCAGUGACCUGCAUAUUCCAGUGGUUUUUAAGGACAGGCAAUUCAGUCAUUAUGGUAGUAGGCAAGAGUCUUUUUAGUUGAGAGAUUAUUUUCCUCAUAAAUCAUAUAUUGCUGCUUCCUUUUUUCAUUUUGCAACUCGCUGUAUUUGUUAUCUUUAAACAUUUGAGUUUGACAUUGAAUGUCACAAAUAUUUUAGAAUGCUCUUUAAACUUAAUUGUUGUCUUCUAAAAGCCUAAGAGCUUAUUAUGUAUGCUGAAAAAGGAAAAAGUCUCCUAUACCAAAAAUAUUUGGGGUCCAUAUCAACCUGUCCACAGGAUAUUUCUCGGUUCCUCACUGGGCAUACGUAACACAGUCCUUUGUAGACAUCUCCCAUGGGCUUCCUCCAAGGUGGGAGAAAUAAAUUUUUUCCUAAGUAAAGACAUAGAUGAAAGGUAUUUCUGCCCUUUCCGGAUAGACCAUCAGGCCUGGCCGUGCUUUCCCGUCAACUCUCAGGAGUGCACAAUGAACUCAGCUGAACAGGGUUUUGUUGAUAAUUGAUAUAUUUGUACUUCUGCUACAUAAAAUGCAUUGAAUUAUAUUUAAUCAAUGCAAUAUACUCUUCCAUGAUUUCUGGGCCUACAUGACCCAUGUCUAGAGAAAUUCAUUUUAACCAGUUGUUCACUUUUAAGGGAGCAAUUUCAUUCUGGGAAACAUGUUUCGAAGAAAUAGAUACCCGGGUAAAUAUGUUCUGUGGCUAGUGUGGUCUUAUAAUGUUUAUGGUCUUGCUUGUAUAAUGAAAAUGUGGGUAAAAUAUGUUAAUUGGAUAACAUAUAUAUAAGAAAUAUGUUAAGUAUACCUUCAGCCACGUCUUAGAACACUGUUUAACAAUUCUGCAAACUUCCCCGUAGGAGGAGAGCUUACUACAUGAAGAGGACUUGUUUUCUAUUUCAGAUUUUAAAAGCCAUGUCUGUUAGACAAGAAGAAACACAAAAGAACCCCCAGAUUCCUGGUUCAUCCUUCUGUGUUCUGUAUUCACUUUUUCAAGUUACCUGUUUUGUUGCAUAAGCUGAUUGUUAACUUACAAAUGCCUGUUUAAUAAAGAACUCUGACCAAGGCUGUAAAUGCCAGUUAACAUUAUUUUCAGUAUGUUGGUUAUAUUUAAAAUUUCCUUAUAAUAAAGCACACUUUUAUAAUAAAA